CUCCCCAGGCCCGGCCGGCCCGGAGGGGCCAUGAGCUUCUUUGGCUUCGGGCAGAGCGUGGAUGUGGACAUCCUGCUGAACGACGCGGACAGCAGGCGGCGGGCCGAGCACAAGACCGAGGAUGGGAAGAAAGACAAGUACUUUCUAUUCUACGACGGCGAGACGGUGUCCGGGAAGGUGAGCCUGGCUCUCAAGAACCCCAACAAGCGGCUGGAGCAUCAGGGGAUCAAGGUCGAGUUCAUCGGGCAGAUCGAGCUCUACUACGACCGCGGCAACCACCACGAGUUCGUGUCCCUGGUGAAGGACCUGGCCCGGCCCGGAGAGGUCACCCAGUCGCAGGCUUUUGACUUCGAGUUCACCCACGUGGAGAAGCCCUAUGAGUCCUACACCGGGCAGAACGUGAAGCUGCGGUACUUCCUCCGGGCCACCAUCAGCCGCCGUCUGAAUGACAUCGUCAAGGAGAUGGACAUCGUGGUGCACACGCUGAGCACGUACCCCGAGCUGAACUCCUCCAUCAAGAUGGAGGUCGGCAUCGAAGACUGUCUGCACAUCGAGUUUGAGUACAACAAAUCCAAGUACCACCUGAAGGACGUCAUCGUGGGGAAGAUCUACUUCCUGCUGGUGCGGAUCAAGAUCAAGCACAUGGAGAUUGACAUCAUCAAGCGGGAGACGACCGGCACGGGCCCCAAUGUGUACCAUGAGAACGACACCAUCGCCAAGUAUGAGAUCAUGGAUGGCGCGCCCGUGAGAGGAGAGUCCAUCCCCAUCCGCCUCUUCCUGGCGGGCUACGAGCUCACACCCACCAUGCGGGACAUCAACAAGAAGUUCUCGGUGCGCUACUACCUCAACCUGGUGCUCAUCGACGACGAGGAGCGGCGCUACUUCAAGCAGCAGGAGGUGGUGCUGUGGCGGAAGGGUGACAUCGUCCGGAAGAGCAUGUCCCACCAGGCGGCCAUUGCCUCCCAGCGCUUCGAGGGCACGACGCCCCUGGGGGAGGCCCGGACCCCUGGCCCACUGUCCGACGGCAGCAGCAGACAGUAGGCCCAGGGCGGGGAAGUGGCUGGGGCGGGAGAUCGACUGCUGACCCGCGCUCGCAGCCUGAAAACAAACCAUGCCUUUGACGUAAAUCCUUUUUCCUGAAGAACCUGAGGGGCUGGGGUUGGGAGGCAGGGUGUCCAGGACCCUGUGCCCGACAGGGGCGCGGGGAGAGGUGGGGUGUCCCUGGGGAGCUGUCUGUGGGGCCGCAGAGGGCUCGGCCGUCAAGAGGGGCUCAGGCCAGGAGCUGCCACAGGAGUCUGGAUGUGGUGCUUUGGCGCCUCCACAGGCCGCCAUUGUUCUCCUCCGACUCCCAAGCAUGGUCGUCCUGGACUGGAUGGGGUCUGCAGCACCUCUGGCCGCCGCCCCCAAGGCCCAGAGACACCAGGGCCCAUGUGGCACGUGGACAGCAACAGGGAGAACUCAGUGGUUGUGCGCGGAGCGGUGGCCCUGGGCGCCCAGGAGCAGAGGCUCUUGGUCCCUGCUGUCCGUCUCAUGCCCGGGGACCAGGGCUUGGUCUGACCCCUAGAAGCUCUGCGCUCACCGAGGGGGCCGCAGGGGGGGCGGGCCUCCCGAGCUGCUGUCCUCCCCCGCAGCUUGGGACCAGGGGUGUUCUGUGUAGUGGGUGCUCGCCAUGCUAGAGGGGGUCUUCCGCAGCCACACCACGCCUGGGCCUGUCAUGUUAAAGGUGUGGCUGGCUGUCCUGUCUCCUGGCCUCUCUUCUCUUCUAGAAAGACUAGGCAGACCCCCGAGGUCAGCAGGUACUAUGCAGUCGGGGGUCUGGCUUCUCUGUCUUCUGGGAGGCAGAGGGUUUGUUCUGUAUCGUCUUUAUAGGGAUCACUUUUCCUUGGAAAUCGGGGCAGCUGUGGGCCCCGGACUGGGCAAGGCUUAUGGGUCAGAGCUAGACUGGAGAGAAGGGCGUUAGGGUGGCGACGGGAAGAGCGCCAGCACUGGGGGCAAGAGAGCCAGGCAAGGGCAGGUGGUCCCCUGGCUGGCCCACGGUUCCAGAGGGCGGAACAGCACCCCUUGGCUUUUCCAGAGUGUGAACCGAGCCCUGGACCCCCCGGGGCAGCCUGCACCGUGACCACUAGGACCACCCGCCCACCCUCUGCCCCCAGCCAGCCGCGCAGACACCCGUGCCCGACAACCGUCCUCUGAGGGAGCCAGAGCGCGGCUGCUUCCGUCCUCUGCCUGCCCGUCCUCUGCCUCUGUGCCAGGCAAGUGCAGGGAGGCAGCUAGGGCCCGGCAAAGCUGAGGGACCAGACAGGCAGCGUAGCCUGGGGUUGAGCCGCUGCGCGUACUGGUUUCUCGCUGUGUGUCUUUACAGUGGCUGUGUUUUAAACAAAGCUGUUUCAGAUGUGUGUCUGAUUAAAGUGAGCCCCUGGGCUGGCCCGGUCCACAGUCUUCGUGCCCACGGUC
Messenger RNA from Odocoileus virginianus texanus, 2454 nucleotides. It is a transcript of the gene VPS26B, whose product is annotated as VPS26 retromer complex component B. Gene Ontology annotation, cellular component: endosome; retromer complex. Lineage: Eukaryota; Metazoa; Chordata; Mammalia; Artiodactyla; Cervidae. Gene Ontology annotation, biological process: retrograde transport, endosome to Golgi; intracellular protein transport. The record is from RefSeq and is a predicted model, not a curated record.